Kickxella alabastrina is the source of this 927-nucleotide messenger RNA. Its product is annotated as kinase-like domain-containing protein. The record is from RefSeq and is a predicted model, not a curated record. The coding region runs from base 1 to 927 and encodes 308 amino acids. The transcript has a single exon. Gene Ontology annotation, molecular function: protein kinase activity; ATP binding. Gene Ontology annotation, biological process: protein phosphorylation. NCBI's taxonomy places the organism in Eukaryota, Fungi, Kickxellomycota, Kickxellomycetes, Kickxellales, Kickxellaceae.
AUGGCUGACAUAAUCACACAUUCCACCAGCAUAUCCCCACAGCUGCACUUGCGCACAACCGUGCCGUGCAAAUACCGAAGCGGCGCCAUCCUCGGCACCGGAACCUACGCGGUAGUCAAGGAAAUGCAGCACAUUGCCAGCGGCCGCACCUACGCAGGCAAAAUAAUCAACAAGCGUGCACACACCAACCUCCGAUCCAUAAGCAACGAGCUCCGCACCCAGCUUCUCCUCCCACCCGCGCGCCCCCUCCUCCGCUGCCACGACUACUUUGAAACUCCCCACAGCGUCUACAUCAUCACCGAGCUGUGCUCCGGCGGUGAGCUCCUGCGGUAUAUGCGCGGCCGCAAUGAAAUAGAGUGUAUACGCGUCGUGCGCCAGCUGGCAGAGGGCCUCGUGGUGAUGCACGGCGCCGGGGUGGUGCAUAGGGAUUUGAAGCCAGAGAACUGCCUGGUGCGCAGCGAUGGGUCUGUGGCGAUUGCGGAUUUCGGAAUGGCCCGGAGCUUUGAUCCGGAUUUGGGGCCGAUGACGUCGGUGUGUGGGACACCCGGGUAUAUGGCUCCUGAAAUGGUCCUUCGGCGCGGAUACGCGGUGGGCGUGGAUCUGUGGGCGCUCGGGGUUGUUGCCUGCUUCAUGCUCUCUGGGUCCAACCCGUUCCACCACAGCCGGGUGCGCCCGGAGCUGAUUGCGAGCCAGCAGGCUGUCGAUGCGCUGCUGGAGAAUGCAUGGUGCUCCAGUCCCUGGGUAUCUGCCACGGCCCGGGGCUUUGUUCGCGCAUUGCUGGCCGUCGACCCGGAGGCAAGAUUAACCGCCGAGCGGGCACUGGCGCAUCCGUGGUUGGCUGUGGAUCUGCUAGAAAUUUACUUUGCGGCUGCGGCUGCGGCUGCGGAGGGCGUCACCAAGGACGCUGUGAGAUUGUGGGCCCGGUGA